AGAUCGAGCGGAGAGGAAAGAGAAAAAAUGCCGUGCUUGCUCGCGCUUCGCUGCGAGAUUGCCACUCACAGUCCGCAUGAAUCGGCUGUGGAUCCAAAGCGGUGGGCGAUUGGAGCGAAUCCGGCAGCAUUGCGGAGCCUCAAUCCAAUCCGGAGAGCGAUGGAAUCCAUGCCGACGGUCCAGGGGCGAGGAAAGAAGCCAAUUUCGCUCACUCUCGGCGACCCCUGCGCUUUCGGCGAGAUCAAAGCUCCCCAGGUAGCCGUCCAGGCGCUCACGGACGCCAUCUCCGGCUUCCACUACAAUGGCUACAGCCAAGCAGCUGGAAUCUACGACUGCCGCAGCGCCGUGGCCGAGUUCCUUUCCAAGGAUCUACCGUACUCGUUGUCAGCCGAUGACAUCUUCAUGACGGCCGGGUGCUCGCAGGCGAUCCAGUUUUGCAUCGGGGCGCUGGCCAACAGCGAAAAGCCGUCCAACAUGUUGCUCCCACGGCCUGGAUUCCCGCUGUAUCAGUCCUUUUGCAACUUCUUCGGCGUUGAAGUUCGCGAGUAUGAUCUGCUUCCAAACAGCGACUGGGAGGUUGAUCUUCGAGGCGUUGAGAGGCUGGUGGAUCCGGAUACUGCUGCGAUAGUCCUCUGCAAUCCCGGGAACCCCUGCGGAUCUGUCUACACCCCGCAUCAUCUGACGCAGGUUGCCAAGCUCGCGGGGAAGCUUCGAGUGCCGAUAAUCGCUGACGAGAUCUACGCUCAUAUGGCCUUCGAAGGAUCAAAGUUUGUUCCGAUGGGAGCCUUCGCGUCUCACGUUCCUGUGUUGACAGUCGGGGGGAUUUCCAAGCGUUGGUUCGUCCCUGGCUGGAGGCUCGGCUGGCUUUCGGUGUGUGAUCCCGACUGUGUCCUCAAGGAAGCAAAGGUGCUGGACGCCUUCACAAAUCUCGCACAGAUGCAUCUGUCAACGUGUACACCGAUUCAGGCCGCGCUGCCGAAGAUAUUGCAAAAUACUCCACAAGACUUUUUCAGUCAAACUUUGGAUACACUCAGCACAAGAGCCGAUCUUUGCUACGAGAGAGCUCAGAAGACCCCGGGACUGUCCUGUCCUUCAAAGCCUCGAGGCUCUAUGUAUAUCAUGAUUAGAAUCGAUUCAGACAAGUUCAAAGACCUCAGAGACGAUAAGGAGUUUGCGGUGGCUCUCGCGAAGGAGGAAGCACUCGGGGUAUUACCAGGUUCUGCUUUCGGUUUUCCUGGUUGGAUCCGCCUCUUGUUUGCUGCUCCUGAGACUAUUCUGGAUGAAAGUUGGGAUAGACUCGAGGCGUUCUGCACACGACAUACAAAAUAGUCAAGAGAAAAUGUCCACACAUUCUUUUCACACAAGAAAAAGCCGUGUGUCACCAGUAAUUCAGCGUCUACAGUUCUUCUGA
Selaginella moellendorffii is the source of this 1411-nucleotide messenger RNA. RefSeq names its product probable aminotransferase TAT2. The record is from RefSeq and is a predicted model, not a curated record. NCBI's taxonomy places the organism in Eukaryota, Viridiplantae, Streptophyta, Lycopodiopsida, Selaginellales, Selaginellaceae. Gene Ontology annotation, biological process: amino acid metabolic process; biosynthetic process. The transcript is spliced from 7 exons. Bases 28 to 1329 code for a protein of 433 amino acids. Gene Ontology annotation, molecular function: pyridoxal phosphate binding; transaminase activity.